Gigantopelta aegis is the source of this 584-nucleotide messenger RNA. RefSeq lists its product as uncharacterized. The transcript has 2 exons. The coding region runs from base 93 to 584 and encodes 163 amino acids. The record is from RefSeq and is a predicted model, not a curated record. NCBI's taxonomy places the organism in Eukaryota, Metazoa, Mollusca, Gastropoda, Neomphalida, Peltospiridae.
CAGACCUGGAGAUAAAGACCAUCGUUAGUUUCACACAACAUAGCCAUGAUCCACAGGAUCAGUCUGUAGCAGUGGCAAAGCUGCGUUCAGCCAUGAAGGAGCGUGCUGGCACAUCACGUGGUACACUUACUCAGCUCCUAGUCGAUUCCAUCAGUGACACACCUGUAGAUGUACGCGCAGAACUCGGUAAACCUGAUCACAUCAAACGUGCACUGCGUCGAGAACGGGCUAAACAUAUGCCCAAGAACCCCACUUCGCUCCGUGAUCUCAUGCUAGAUGAUGAAUGGACCACUUCAAGUGAUGGAGACAGAUUUCUCAUAUAUGACAACGGUGUGGAUUCCUCUGAUCGUAUGUUAGUGUUCGGGACUGAUGACGGAUUACGUCACCUUGCCAGUUCUGAGUCAUGGUUUAUGGAUGGAACAUUCACUGUUGCUCCACUGUUGUUUACUCAGCUGUAUGUGAUUCGUGUUCCACUCGGUGAGUCAGCUGUGACGUGUGUGUAUGCAUUUCUACCAAACAAGCACCAAUCCACAUAUGAGGAACUAUUCAUAUCAAUUCAGGAUCGCUGCAGGCUGAUCCUGUAA